UCGAUUAUUUUCAACUAUAAGUAUUUAAUACUAAUUAUAAUUUUUGUCAAAUGGGCCGUGUUUAAUCGCCGAGGCCCAAUCUAAUUAGUUUUGCGGCCCAAUAAAUUGGCGGGAAAAUUAUAACGCUGUUCUAGAAAAGUUCUCUUUGGUUGAAAAUGUCUCUUGGCUUUGCUGUUUUGUUAAACUUGUAUUUGCAGAGAGCGCGUAAAAAUGGAGAAAUAUCUGGUAACAAAAAAGCCUUGUAGAGAACGGAUUAAAGUUCCUCUUAGGUUUCGUUGGAGGAAGAGUUUAGUUGAACUGAAUGGGAAAUUUGAGGCGAAUUAUCGUCAUGAAAUGAUGAGCUUGCUUAUGCGUUCCUAUUCUGAGGUUGGAUCUUUUCCGCAUUUGUAUAGCAUGGAUGAUGCGACACUUUGCUGCUCUAAUAUUAAUCGAGUGCUCGCAGAGGCAAGUAUUGAGGGCAAUCCUUUAUAUAGAAGAAGGAACGGUGUAACUUCUGUAGACUUUGAUAACAAGGGAAUAUACUUGGCGUCUGUCACAAAAUCAGGUUGCUUAACAGUUCAUGACUUUGAAGCUCUUUAUUGCCGGACAAACAAAUUAACUUGCUUGCAAGAAGACCAGAGCAAACUUUUACUGCAUCUCUCACCCGAACACCGACUUGAUGUUGUCAAAUGGAAUCCUCUUGACCAGAAUGAGGUUCUCUGUGCCUCUAUGAAACGUAAUGUUCUACUCAUAUUUGAUGUUGCAUAUAUGAUGUCAGAAGCAAUUGAAGAGUUACGUACAAGAAAUACCGCCACAGUUAGUGGAUCCAACAUACCCAAAGGUCUAUCUGAUGUUGCUUUUGCAUCAAAUAAUUCAAGGAUAUUUGCUUCUGAUACGCAUGGUACGGUUAAUGUUUGGGAUAGAAGAGCGAAGAAUCUGCCCUGUCUCGAACUUACAUCUGCUUCAUUUGGUACCCUUAACAGCAUCCAAUUAGAUGCAGAAAAUCAGAUAUGCCAUCCACCAGUAACAUCAGUGAAGUUGGCAACAUUACUAGAGAAGAUUGGAUCCUUGAAGGCACAAGCAGAAAUUGUUCCCAAGGAGAUUCACUCUAUUGGUCUUAAUCCGUCGUUCCCAAAUCAGUUAGCAUUCCAUAUAGCAGACGGCUGGUCGGGCAUUUUGGAUAUUAAUAAUUUUAAAGUUACACAUAUUCAUUGCCCACCCCCAGCUUGGAUAAAUGAUUCCUACGCUUCUCUUGAUCAAAUGGAUUUAAGAAAACCUUCAUGGUUAUCGACAUGUUCGAUCUAUUUGGCAGGGUCACCGUUUAAUCGCGGCCUUCAUAUGUUAGAUUUCUACCCGAGUAUCAGCUCACCUUGUCACGUGGAUUACAAGGAGGAUAUACCAGAAGUUUCCAGUUCGACAAAACAAAAGAAUCAAAAUAGAUUCAUUCCUUUAACUGAAGAAGUUUUGUCAUGUGCUGCUCAUCCUUUGUACAAUGCCAUCGUAGCAGGAACAAAGGAAACAUCUUUGCUCGUGAUUUCCCAAAAACGUAAAUCAUGCAAAGGAGAAGAUUAGUAUCAAGCAUAUGCUAGAUUAAAUUGUAGAGUAGUGGUAAUUGGAAUGUCUUUCUUCAACCAAAUUCACGCAUCCUAAUAUCCGACUCUCCUGGAGCAUACCCUUUUUGGGUUCUUUUCUUGUACAAUAGUUGUAUGAGCUUAGUUCAAAUUAAAAAUGUGUUUGUAUCUAUCUCACUCUCAAAAUACUUACAAAAGUCAAAUUAUUAAAGUUAAUAUUGGGCCA
Messenger RNA from Lathyrus oleraceus (garden pea), 1776 nucleotides. RefSeq lists its product as uncharacterized. The transcript is spliced from 17 exons. NCBI's taxonomy places the organism in Eukaryota, Viridiplantae, Streptophyta, Magnoliopsida, Fabales, Fabaceae. Gene Ontology annotation, molecular function: protein binding. Bases 211 to 1551 code for a protein of 446 amino acids. The record is from RefSeq and is a predicted model, not a curated record.